Lodderomyces oxycetoniae is the source of this 2334-nucleotide messenger RNA. RefSeq lists its product as uncharacterized. NCBI's taxonomy places the organism in Eukaryota, Fungi, Ascomycota, Pichiomycetes, Serinales, Debaryomycetaceae. The transcript has a single exon. Gene Ontology annotation, cellular component: Ino80 complex; cytoplasm. Bases 1 to 2334 code for a protein of 777 amino acids. The record is from RefSeq and is a predicted model, not a curated record. Gene Ontology annotation, biological process: regulation of DNA-templated transcription.
AUGUUGCCGUCAAAACGUGAAUCGAAGGAGGAGAAGCUCCCGCAGCAAGAAGUGCACUAUCUAAAGGAUAUUCAGAUUGGUUCAAAUAAGCCGGAACCGUUUUAUCAGAAUUAUCAGCCUCAAGUACCAAUAGCGCUCGAUUUAGGUACAUCAACAUGGAGAGUAGGACUCACUAAUAGUCCCGAGCCCAACAAUGUAUUUCCUGGAAUCAUAUCUCGUCAUCGCGAUAGAAGGGCAUUGAAAACGUUGACUAUUAUUGGAAACGAUGUGUAUGCAGAUGCUUCUUUGAAAUCCACAACCAAAACCCCCUUUGAUGGUCCGUUAAUUACGAAUUGGGACUACAUAGAGUUUAUGUUGGAUUACUCGUUUGAACACUUGGGAGUCACUAGUAAUAAUGGCAAACUAAACAAUCCGAUAAUAAUGACUGAACCAAUCACCUGUACCUACCAUCAACGCAAAACAAUGUAUGAACUUUUGUUUGAGGCUUACCAAGUACCCAAAAUCAGUUUCGGGUUGGACUCCUUGUUUUCAUUUUAUUACAAUACCAAUGGUCACUCUACUGGGUUGGUAAUUGGAACAGGAAAUGAACUGACGUCUAUCAUACCAGUGAUUGAAGGAAAAGCAUUAAUGACACAAGCCAAGAGAAUAGAUUGGGGUGGAGACCAAUCACAACUGUACUUGUCAAAAUUGUUGAGCUUAAAAUACCCAUACUUUCCAAACAAGUUGAACUCCACUCAUACAACCAAUUUAUUUCAAGAUUUCUGUUACGUAUCAGAGGACUACAACAGAGAGUUGAAGCAUAUUCUAGAUAUGGAUGUUUUAGAGAAAAAAGAUAUUGUGGUACAAGCGCCAGUGGAUAUAGCCGUUAAGGUGGAAAAUAAGAAAACAGAAGAAGAGUUGGCAAAGCAGGCCGAGAAAAGAAAAGAACAGGGGAAACGGUUGCAGAAACAAGCUCAACAAAAGCGUUUGGAAAAAUUGGUUGAAAAGCAAGAAGAAUGGGAAUACUAUGUAAAACUUAAAGAAGAUAAUUCUCAUUUGAGUGCAACGGAAUUUGAAGAGAUUUUGAUCAAAGCUGGAUUUGAAGAUGCUGAUGAUUUCAAGAAAUAUUUGGUUUCAUUGGAGCGGACAUUAAAGAGGGCCGCUGCUGCGCAACAGCAGGGUGAUGGUGAAGACGCCAAUGCCGAUCUGGAAACAAUGACUUGGCCCUUGGUGGAUAUACCUGACGACCAAUUAAACGAGGAGCAAAUCAAGGAGAAAAGAAAACAGAAAUUGCAUAAAGCAAACGUUGAAGCAAGGGAACGAAAUAGAGAAUUAAAACGACAAGAAGAAGAAAUAAAGGCAAGAUAUGAAAAAGAACAGCAAGAAUGGAGAGAACGAGAUUUGGAUGAUUGGUGUACGGCAAAGAAAGUGAAUUUGGCAGAAUUGAUAAGCAAACUCAAAAACAGACAAAAGCUAUUAGAGUCAAUGAAGGAUAGAAAGUCUGCAGCAGCUCAGCAACGUAUGAAAAAUAUAGCUGAAUUGGCAAAUGACGAAACUGGCUCUACUUCUGCUGCAUCUAGAAAAAGACGGCGUAAUGCAAAUGCAACCAUCGAUAAUGACCCAAACGAUACUUUUGGAACUAAUGAUGACGAUUGGAACGCGUACAGAGAAAUAUCGAAUCAAAGUGUAGAAGAAGAAUUGGAAAUUAUAAACAAGAGCAUAUUGGAGGUUGAGGAAGAUUUAUUAAAGUAUGAUCCGAAUUUCUAUCACGAAGAUACGUUUGCUGCAGCUAAUUCCUUUGACUGGAAAAGUCUGGUGUUGCACAAAUUCAUUCAUGGACCACGGCCGAAUAUCACAAUUGCGAUGCAAGCCGACGGUUUGUCGCCAGAUGAGAUUGCAAAUCACCCGGAUAUAAUUAAAAAGAAUCAUCAAAUCCAUUUGAAUGUGGAACGAAUUAGAGUACCGGAAAUAUUGUUUCAACCAAGUAUUGGAGGCUUGGAUCAAGCCGGUAUCAGCGAAAUAAUAGGUGAUUUAUUGAGGAGAAGGUUGGAUGGUAAUUUUCAACUUGCUGGUCAAUCAUAUGCCAUGGCUCAGAAUGUAUUCAUUACUGGCGGUUUAGCGUUGUUGCCUGGUUUUAGAAAUAGAAUUGAAAGGGAUACUAGAGGCUUUCUUCCUAUUGGCACGCCAUUGAACGUACGUACAGCCAAAGAUCCAUUGUUAGAUGCCUGGCAUGGAAUGAGCAAAUGGGCCAAUAGCGAGGAUUCGAAAGACGCGUAUGUUACACGAGCAGAAUUUGAAGAAUAUGGACCAGAGUAUAUCAAAGAGCAUGGGUUGGGAAAUGCUUGUAUACUAUGA